Molecule: messenger RNA, 1776 nt
Organism: Symbiodinium pilosum
Lineage: Eukaryota; Dinophyceae; Suessiales; Symbiodiniaceae
Source: the annotation of a GenBank genome assembly
AUGGCCAAUGAUGCGAAAUGGUCCGGGGUGCGAUGGUAUGGCUGGUCGCGCAUUAUGCACGUGGAGUUAUGCCCGCUACGGUGCGGAGUGUGGGAGUGGUGUAAGGCGAAGCUCUGGAUAUUUGCUGGGUACUUCUGGUCGGUCCAGAUGUACCACUUGGUUCCUGGUUGCAAUUGGUGUCCAACCAUGCGGCGGUGGCUGCAGACGACCUUGGACAAAGGGAUGGAGCGCGGGGCAACUGUGCUCCCAUCCACAGAGAUUUGGCGUGGCCUCUCAUGGUCUGAAAUCAAGGCUCAACAUGAGAAGGAGUUCAAUCCGGCCGGCAAGACUGCUCGAAAGCGUGACGCCCCCACUUCCACAGAGCCGAGUUCGAGUGGCCAGGAAUUGCAGAGCGAUAUCACCGUUGCAGACAUCACUGGCAUGGGACGCAGGCAGCCACGUGGUGUCUCCGCCUAUGAGUUCUAUGUGAAGAGUGACGGCAUCGCCGCAAUGCCUAUGUCCGUGGGAUUGCGGACACAGAGCUUCCAUCCGUGCAUUCUCGGCUUCUUCAAGACAGGGGCUGAGGCGGCCUCUUUGAUGGAAACAGAUAAUCCCAAUGUCAUCCCCUACCAGGUGGAGGCUACGACGAUUGUGCUUCUAGAUCCCAAGUCGGGAACUAAGCUGCCUGAGUGCACGCAGCCAUUCCAGUCCACCCUUAUUGAGUUUGGGAAGCUGCUUGAGAAGAUGACGCUUGCAUCUUUGCCAACACCAAGCCUGCACCUCCACAAGGCAUGCUUGAAAGCCACCAUUGAAGAGCCAAAAGAUGACUCAAACCAGUUCCCACCAGCAGAGCUGAGCCGAUUCUCCGUGUACAUUGAUUUGGCCAAGUUGAAGCACACCACUUGCCACUUCAAGCUUGAGUACGACCCUGAAGCCAACAAGUUCAAAGGCAUGCUUCCAUGGGACAAGACGCGCAUCAAGAGCAUCAAGAGCAUCAAGAGGAAACGCAUGAAGCAGCUGAUGGAUGCCAUGGAUGCCAGUGGCAUUUUCUUUGGCAGCGAUGAUGCGAGGCUAGAGGACCGAUACCCGGAAUCCGCGAUCGAGACGACGUUCCACAUUUACUGCCGUUUGACAGCAGAACGGAAUGAUGGCUCAAUGCCCGAUGCUUUGGCCCAGCACUUCAUGGAGAGGUGGAAUACGCGGGCAAGCAAAGAACUGGCGGCGGCUUCUUUGAAAGUGAAGUUUCGCCCGAACUUCCCAGAUCCAGUACUGGCAGUUCCGAUCCAUGGCCCACAAGAUUUGCUGUCCUCCUGGCUAGGCCGAGAGCAGAGCUGGGCUGCAACCAGGCCCCCACCGGUGCCACAGCCAGGAGCAGCUCCGGAAGCAUCUCCCGCCAAGAACAGCCCUGGAAGCUCGCAGGACAAGCGCAAUGUCGCCUUCAAAGAUCGAGUGCAGAGUUUGGAGGCCGUGGUUCAGAGCUCCUAUCAGACUGUGGACGCUACACUGACCGAGCUUAGCAACACGAUCAAAACUGGGCAUGAGAAGACGGAACAGAAAUUCCAAAGUGAUGUUGCGGCGGUCGAGGCGACGCUCGAACUGAAGCACACAGAGCGCGAGGAUGAGCUGACCGCUGCUUAUCAUAGAGAGCUGGCGCAGAAGCUGCUAGAGAAAGACAAGCAGAUCGCAUCCCAGGUGGCAAUCAUUGCAGAGAAGGACACAGCCCUGAAGUCCUUUAAGACUGCGAAUGAUGAUUUUGCCAAAGCCGACAAAAGAUCUGCAGAAGAUCAAAGAGCUUGA